AUGGGCUCUGUCGCGGCUAUAAGCCAGCGUAUCACCAAGCAGUGCGGUCACUUUGCCCGGACCGAAGCCGCUCGUACGGAGCAGCACGAGAGCCCCUUUACUCCCCUCCUAGCCUACAUGGACGAGGCGAAUAUCCAGCGCCAUGUCGAGCCCUGGCAGCGGAUCCUGGCCCAGGCGGAGGUACCACCAGGCGAAUCAUCUACGACCGCUCGGAGCCAGGGUUCCCCAUCCCAUCCCGACUCGCAGUCGUACGACGCCUUCUCUGUAAGCCCGAUCCAGAUCGCCUGUAUGGACUUUUGUAUUAAACUCCUCAACCAACGGAUCGGCGUAUCGGAGUAUGAGAGCGCCUUUGUCUGUGCCUUAGCUGUCCUCGGCCGCACUUCGUACGGCUGGAUGGAUACCGACAGUUACCCCCCGAUCCUGUUAAAGAUCCUUAAGAUUGCCCGCUUUAUCGUCCUCCACAAGGCGGUCCGACUUAAUCCGUACGUGGACGAGCUGAUUGCCUCCUUCCGGGGCCAUUCUAGUAAGCUGGUUCUAUCUGCCGAGACCCCGUUUGAUGAGCCUGGCUAUCUCCUCUCUGGGUACGAUAAUCUUUCUCGUACGAUAAGCCCACAGACCCCCUCGCUAUACGGGGAGAGCGACUCAGAAGUCGAGCAGGACCAGGCGGCGCCUCUCCAGUUCACCCAGGAACAGCACCAGCGGCCACGGCGGUUCACCCAAUGGCUCCAUCUGAUGGUCACACGGUUUAUGCCUGGGUUUAUUACCUGGACUGGCGAGGACCGGAUUCUCUAUAAGGAUCUCCACUUCACCAUGCGGGACUUUCGUGCGUUUAUCCAUGGCCUGACCCACGCCCUCCAACAGAUCCUAUACGAGGAGCUACUGGUCUGCGGGGCCGAGGCCCUUCCCCCUAUCCCAUGGGAUGAUUUGAUGGACGAUCCCGCAUAA
This is a messenger RNA of Penicillium robsamsonii, 945 nucleotides long. RefSeq lists its product as uncharacterized. The record is from RefSeq and is a predicted model, not a curated record. Bases 1 to 945 code for a protein of 314 amino acids. The transcript is spliced from 3 exons. NCBI's taxonomy places the organism in Eukaryota, Fungi, Ascomycota, Eurotiomycetes, Eurotiales, Aspergillaceae.